Corticium candelabrum is the source of this 556-nucleotide messenger RNA. RefSeq names its product 14 kDa phosphohistidine phosphatase-like. Gene Ontology annotation, molecular function: protein histidine phosphatase activity. Lineage: Eukaryota; Metazoa; Porifera; Homoscleromorpha; Homosclerophorida; Plakinidae. Gene Ontology annotation, biological process: peptidyl-histidine dephosphorylation. The coding region runs from base 26 to 382 and encodes 118 amino acids. The record is from RefSeq and is a predicted model, not a curated record. Gene Ontology annotation, cellular component: cytosol. The transcript is spliced from 3 exons.
GGUUUUCUUAUCCGGGUUUCUAAUCAUGGCCGAAAGAUUGAAUGCUGUGGAAGAUGUAGAUAUUGAUGCCGAUGGACGAUUCAAGUAUGUGCUAAUUAAAGUGGAGAGCAGUGAUUCGUGGAAGUACAUAGUGCGAGGAUAUAAUUUCGCCAGUUACCAUGCUGAUGUUUUUGAUAAAGUGCAACCUGGAAUUGAAGGGAUAGGCUUGACCUGUGAGUGUGUUGGUGGAGGUCGCAUUCAGCACAACAGUGGAGAGAAGUCUAUUCAUGUUUACGGCUACUCUAUGGGUUUUGGACGAGCAGAUCAUUCAGUAACAGUUGAAAAAUUAAAAGAGAAGUAUCCACAUUAUGCAAAAAUUGAUUUCAGCAAUGAAGGUUAUUGAUUAGUCUAACGCCAAGCAUAUGGUUUUUGUGUGUUGACUUUGUACAUACCUACUUGUUCGUAGUAUGCUAUGGACAUAUCUUCUAAUAUACACAUAUUGUGUCUACUGACUUUUCUGUUUCUUUUUGUUGGUCAAGUGUUACUCAUACCUAGCUGCCAAUUGUCUCUGGAUCAG